Molecule: messenger RNA, 7361 nt
Organism: Odobenus rosmarus divergens (Pacific walrus)
Lineage: Eukaryota; Metazoa; Chordata; Mammalia; Carnivora; Odobenidae
Gene: SHPRH
Product: SNF2 histone linker PHD RING helicase, E3 ubiquitin protein ligase
Exons: 31
Coding region: 391-5451 (1686 amino acids)
Biological process (GO): nucleosome assembly; protein polyubiquitination; DNA damage response
Cellular component (GO): nucleus; nucleosome
Molecular function (GO): ubiquitin protein ligase activity; ATP binding; ATP-dependent chromatin remodeler activity
Source: RefSeq, a predicted model, not a curated record
CUUUGGCCUAAUGGAGGUCCCAAGGAGGGAAGACUCGGUUGUUCUGGAGCCCAGGAAGCUAAAGGGCUGAGAGGGAGAGGCAGAGCGAGUUUCCCCGACCCUUUCCCAUCCCAGACUUGGGGGCCUCUGGACCGCCACGGCUCCCCCCGGGAGAAGAAAGGGCCGUGGGAAAGUAGUCUGUGUUUCUCUCCCGGGAGCUGGGGCCUGCGGUGUUUAUUUAGAUCGAGCAUCCGAGGGGCUGUCGUCGCGCUCCUCGGCCUCGCGGGUAGCUUGUUUGCCCGGCCUGCUGGGAGCGAUCUGGCGCUGACAGCCCAGCUCUGACUCCGUGAACCGCUUUUGAGUUUCGGAAGAAAACCCAAGUUCAUAUUUGCCAACCAAGAAAACUUGAAAAUGAGUAGCCGGCGGAAACGUGCUCUUCCAGUGAGAGUCGAUGAGGAAAAGCAACAGCAGCUUCAUUGGAAUAUGCAUGAAGACAGAAGGAAUGAACCUCUCACCCUAACUGAUGAUGAGCACCCCUCCGUGGGUUCAGAUUUCUCUUCUGCUCACCGUAUCAUCCUAGAUGAUAGUCUAAAGGAAGAAGUGGCUCACAAAGAAAAGAAGAGGUGUUCCGAGGCAGUGAGCAUCUCAAAAUCAAUCGAUAAAGAAGAGACUGGUGGCAUUUUUUCUCCUUUCUCUGUAAAGCUGAAUAUCGUGAUUUCUCCCUAUCACUUUGAUAAUUCUUGGAAGGCAUUUCUGGGCGAAUUAACCCUUCAGCUUCUUCCCGAACAGAGUUUAAUUGAAUAUUUUUCUGAAAGGAGUUUUACAUUGAUGAGUUCAGAGUCAAGCAGUCAUUUCCUGAUCUAUGUUAAUUCAGAAUGUGAAGAUGUAGAGAAGCAAGAAAAAGGACUCAAUAAGCCAAUUAGUAUUUGUGACAAGGGUAUUCGAGUGGAAUCAUCUUUCAGUGGUGAAAUGUUAGAAGAUUUGGGGUGGCUACAAAAGAAGAGAAGAAUAAAACUUUACCAAAAACCAGAAGGAAAUCACAUGAUCAAGGUUGGAAUUUAUCUUUUGGAAGGUGGCCUAGCAAAACUAGACUUUUUGAGUGAUGCAAAUUCAAGAAUGAAGAAGUUCAAUCAACUCAUGAAAAGAGUGAUGGAAAAGUUAUACAAUUUCGUUAUUCCAGAUGUGUUGGAAGAGGAUGAGGAAGAUUCAGAGAGUGAGCCAGAGGGACAGGACAUUGAUGAGCUCUAUCAGUUUGUGAAGCAAACACAUCAUCAAGAAACACAGUCCAUCCAAGUGGAUGUCCAGCAUCCUGCAUUGAUUCCUGUGUUGAGACCGUACCAGAGAGAGGCUGUCAAUUGGAUGCUACAACAAGAGCAUUUCAGAAGCACUCCUACUAGUGAAAAUACCCUGCACUUCUUAUGGCGUGAAAUUGUUACAUCUGAGGGUUUGAAACUCUACUACAAUCCGUAUACAGGCUGCAUCAUCCGUGAUUACCCAAAUGCUGGGCCACAGUUGCUUGGUGGAAUCUUAGCAGAUGAGAUGGGUCUCGGAAAGACAGUGGAGGUUUUGGCUCUGAUUCUGACACAUACUCGGCAAGAUGUCAAACAAGAUGCUCUCACUCUUCCUGAGGGAAAAGUGGUGAAUUAUUUCAUUCCAUCACAUUAUUCUGGAGGAAAAGUAAAAAACACAGAAACCCAGAAUAUGGAAUUUGAACCAAAAGAAAAAGUUCAGUGCCCCCCUACACGUGUGAUGAUCCUGACAGCUGUGAAAGAAAUGAAUGGAAAAAAAGGAGUGUCCAUCCUUUCCAUCUAUAAGUAUGUCAGUUCUAUAUAUAGAUAUGAUGUUCAGCGGAACAGGAGUCUUCUGAAACGGAUGCUGAAAUGUUUAAUUUUUGAAGGUCUUGUGAAACAGAUCAAAGGCCAUGGUUUUUCUGGAACUUUUACAUUGGGGAAGAAUUACAAGGAAGAGGAUAUAUAUGAUAAAACAAAAAAGCAGGCAGUAGGGAGUCCAAGGAAAAUUCAGAAAGAAUCCAGAAAAUCAGGGAGCAAAGACACAGAUUCUGAAUACUUGCCAUCAAACACAUCUGAUGAUGAUGAUGAUGAUCCUUACUAUUAUUACUAUAAGGCUCGGAAAAAUCGAAGUAAAUUCAGGAAAAAGCCUGUUCCAUCCACAAAAAAGGGAAAAGGUCAGCCUAACAUCAAUCUCAAUUCACAAGAUCACUGUCCAGCUACCAGUGACUCUGGAAUUACUGAUGUUACCACAUCUAAAAGUACAUGUGUCUUUGAAGGAAAGCAAAAACAUGCAGCAGAGGACCAAGCUGAAUCUCUAAACUCUGCUGAUGGUGAUGUGCCACAGUCUACUGUCAUGAGUCCCUGUAAUUCCUCUGAUUAUCGCUUUGAGUGCAUUUGUGGUGAACUUGACCAGGUAGACCGUAAACCUCGUGUUCAGUGCCUGAAAUGCCACCUGUGGCAACAUGCAAAAUGUGUGAAUUAUGAAGAGAAGAAUCUGAAGAUUAAACCUUUUUACUGCCCCCACUGCCUUGUUGCGAUGGAGCCGGUAUCAACCAGAGCAACUCUGAUCAUCUCGCCCAGUUCCAUCUGUCAUCAGUGGGUGGAUGAAAUCAACAGGCAUGUGAGGUCAUCAUCUCUUCGAGUCCUGGUAUACCAAGGAGUGAAGAAAGAUGGUUUUUUACAACCUCAUUUUUUGGCAGAACAGGAUAUAGUUAUCAUUACUUACGAUGUCCUUCGUUCAGAACUAAACUAUGUAGAUAUCCCACAUAGCAAUAGUGAGGAUGGGCGUCGCUUACGGAACCAGAAGCGCUAUAUGGCCAUUCCCAGCCCCCUAGUAGCUGUGGAGUGGUGGAGGAUCUGCCUUGAUGAAGCCCAGAUGGUUGAAUGUCCUGCUGUAAAAGCUGCAGAAAUGGCUCAGCGCUUGAGUGGGAUUAAUCGCUGGUGCAUCAGUGGUACUCCAGUGCAGAGAGGAUUGGAGGAUCUUUUUGGGUUGGUGGUCUUUCUUGGUAUUGAACCUUACUGUGUCAAACACUGGUGGGUUCGACUUCUUUAUCGCCCUUACUGCAAGAAGAAUCCUCAGCUCCUCUACAGCUUUAUUGCCAAGAUACUAUGGAGGUCUGCAAAGAAAGAUGUGAUUGACCAAAUCCAGAUACCCCCUCAGACAGAAGAAAUCCACUGGCUUCACUUUUCUCCAGUGGAAAGACAUUUCUAUCACCGUCAGCAUGAAGUGUGCUGCCAGGAUGCUGUAGUAAAACUCAGGAAGAUUUCUGACUGGGCGCUGAAGCUCAGCAGCCUGGACAGAAGGACUGUUACCUCCAUCCUGUAUCCAUUGCUGAGGCUCAGGCAGGCCUGCUGCCACCCACAGGCUGUUCGUGGGGAAUUCUUGCCACUCCAGAAAAGCACUAUGACAAUGGAAGAGCUGCUGACAUCUCUGCAGAAGAAAUGUGGAACUGAAUGUGAAGAAGCACAUCGGCAACUAGUUUGUGCUCUCAAUGGCUUAGCAGGCAUCCACAUCAUUAAAGGUGAGUAUGCCUUGGCAGCAGAGCUCUACAGGGAAGUGUUGCGUUCAUCUGAGGAACACAAAGGGAAACUCAAAACGGAUUCACUCCAAAGACUUCAUGCUACCCAUAACUUGAUGGAAUUGUUGGUAGCCAAGCACCCAGGAAUACCUCCUACCUUACGAGAUGGCAGACUUGAGGAAGAGGCCAAACAACUGCGAGAGCAUUAUAUGAGCAAGUGUAACACAGAAGUUGCUGAAGCACAGCAAGCUCUGCAGCCUGUGCAGCAGACCAUUCGGGAGCUCCAGAGAAAGAUUUAUUCUAAUUCUCCUUGGUGGCUGAAUGUGAUCCACAGAGCAAUAGAAUUUGCUAUUGAUGAGGAACUUGUUCAGCGAGUGCGAAAUGAAAUAACGAGCAACUACAAGCAACAAAUUGGCAAGUUUUCUAUGUCAGAAAAGUUCCAUGACUGCAGAGGUCUUCAGUUCUUACUUACUACCCAAAUGGAAGAGCUAAAUAAAUUCCAGAAGCUAGUAAGAGAAGCUGUAAAAAACCUGGAGGGACCUCCAUCUCGUAAUGUUAUUGAAUCGGCAACAAUCUGCCACCUCCGACCAACCAGACUUCCUCUCAACUGCUGUGUCUUUUGUAAGGCUGAUGAAUUGUUCACAGAGUAUGAAUCAAAGCUGUUUUCCCACACAGUCAAAGGCCAGACUGCAAUAUUUGAGGAGAUGAUAGAAGAUGAAGAAGGACUGGUGGAUGAUCGAAUACCGACCACUAGCCGGGGUCUGUGGGCAGUAAGUGAGACAGAGCGAUCUAUGAAAGCAUUGCUAUCAUUUGCAAAGUCACACAGAUUUGAUGUUGAAUUCAUUGAUGAAGGAAGUACUUCAAUGGACCUUUUUGAAGCAUGGAAAAAGGAAUAUAAGUUGCUUCAUGAGUAUUGGAUGGCUCUGAGGAAUCGUGUGUCUGCUAUUGAUGAACUUGCAAUGGCUACAGAACGACUAAGAGUGCGUCAUCCUAAGGAGCCAAAACCCAGUCCACCUGUUCUUCAUAUCAUUGAACCACAUGAGGUAGAACAAAAUCGCAUAAAACUACUAAAUGAUAAAGCUGUUGCUACUUCACAGCUUCAGAAAAAACUUGGGCAACUUCUUUACCUAACUAACUUGGAGAAGUCUCAAGAUAAAACAUCAGGAGGUAUUAAUCCAGAACCUUGUCCAAUCUGUGCUCGGCAGCUGGGAAAACAGUGGGCAGUACUGACCUGUGGACACUGUUUCUGUAAUGAGUGCAUUUCAAUUAUUAUCGAGCAGUACAGUGUGGGGUCUCAUAGAAGCUCCAUUAAGUGUGCCAUCUGCCGCCAGACCACAUCUCACAAAGAGAUCUCGUAUGUCUUCACCUCAGAGAAAGCCAGCCAGGAAGAAGACAUCCCUGUGAAGGGCAGCCAUUCUACAAAAGUGGAAGCUGUGGUCAGAACUCUGAUGAGAAUCCAGCUUAGAGACCCAGGCGCUAAAGCACUCGUCUUCUCAACGUGGCAAGAUGUAUUAGAUAUUAUUUCAAAAGCCCUCACUGACAACAACAUGGAAUUUGCUCAGAUCAGUCGUGUUAAGACAUUUCAGGAGAACCUUUCAGCAUUUAAACAUGAUCCUCAAAUCAAUAUUUUGCUGCUGCCCCUGCACACAGGUUCUAAUGGAUUAACUAUCAUUGAAGCAACUCAUGUUCUCUUGGUGGAGCCCAUAUUGAACCCCGCCCAUGAGCUUCAAGCCAUUGGGAGGGUGCACCGAAUUGGACAAACAAAACCUACUAUUGUACACAGAUUCUUAAUUAAGGCAACAAUAGAAGAAAGAAUGCAAGCAAUGCUGAAAACUGCUGAGAAGAGUCACACGAACUCAUCGGUGAAGCAUCCAGAGGCCUCCGUCUUAACCUUGGCUGAUCUGGCAGACCUGUUUACCAAAGAAACUGAAGAACUUGAAUGAAUUACACUUGGUUCAAUCCAGACUUUAAUGUAUUUAAAUUUUUCAUAGCUUAUAGAGCAAAGUUAUAAGUAAAAAAUCCAGUAGAUGUCAGUAAAUACUGUUCUUCAUUGAAUGAAUUUCUUUCUUUUUUUUAAGUUGUACGGCGUCCUAGUAGUUACUGAGUUCUUUCCAAUUAUCUUGUUUCCAAAAGAUCUAUAAAGAUUUUUAAUUUUACACUCCUAAUAGAACAUUUAUUUUGUCCCAAAGAAUAUCUAUAUCUGAUGAGGCAAGGGAAUUAAGAGAGGUAAUGUGUACUUUUCUUUUGAUAAGAUCAGUCUUAAAAAGAGUUGAAGUAAGGGAGAGAGUAAACUGGUCUAGUUUCAUACCACCUAGUAUAUUUGACCCACUUAAACUCAGUUUUGGAAGGGCCUUCAGUUUCUUUAGCACAUGAUUCACCAGUACCUUGGUAGUAAUAUUUUAAGUAGAUGGUGAAUUAUAUUAACUCCUAGUUAUUUGAGUAGUUUUAGAUUAUAACUCCAUGCAUAGUAACUUUACAGUAAUACAAUUCCUAAUAAUAAGUUAAUAUUAGACAAGUAUUUAUUUUCUCUGUAUGUUGGUACUAAAAAUUGAAACAUUGAACACUUUUCUUAUUUCUAUGAUGUGUUUAAGUAAUGUCAGUGUAAGCAGUGAACUUUAAAUAGCAUUUUAAGUGUAUUCAUGUUUAUCAUAAAAUUAUCUAAACUGCUUUCUCUAAUUUUCCUUAUUGUUUUUACAUAAUUUAAGAUUGAUGUAUCUGUAAAUAUUGCAAUUUUUGUAAUUUUAGUUCUUACUCAUUAUAACAUGCAGGUAUGACAGGGUUUUGCUUUUUUUUUUUUUUUUUUAAUCAUUAUUGUACUGAUGUCUUGGAUUCUUUUCCUUUCCCAUGUUCUUCAGAAACUAGACUUUUAACCACUGGUAUCUAAAUCUGUGAUAAUUUGUUAUUUUAUUUCACUAGGACUUCUCUCAAGGACUAGUAUUUGAUCUUUGGAACAAGAGAAUGUCAUAUUUACAUAAGCAAAUAAUUGCAACCGAUAACAACUGAGUGUUUCUUCUUCUGUGAAGAAUCAAUGGACUUUGAAAUCACUAAAUAAGGAGUAGCUUGUUUUAUCCUAGCCAUUUGAUGUAAUACAAAUGUUCUUGUUUUGUUUUCUUUGAGCCUUCAGAGUUUUAAAUGACCCUCAGGACUCAUUAGCUCCUACUUAGCUGCCCAGAAAACUGUAAUAGAAAUAUCCCUUCUAUCACAUUUGUCCAAGAAGCUUUGGUGCUUAGUUAAGGUGCAUUUUCUUAUUCUAGGCCUAUAGGAUGACAUAAUUCAACUGAAGAAAACACACACACAUUUUUGGUGCUUAUUCUUCAGUUGGAGGAAGAUAUGCAUUGAUUCUUUUAUAUGAAAUUAAACAAAACUAUUAUUUUUGUAGCUCUUUACAUAUUAUAAAGAGCUUUGCUGUACAUUCACAUUCAGCUUUAAUUUGCCCAACAAUCCUAUGAAGUUGAUAUAACUAAUAUCAUUCCUGUUCUAAAGUUAGAGAACCAAGGUUCAGAAAUACAGAGAACUGUGUUUGUGACACGUAGCAAGGAAACAAUGGAGCCCAGGUCCCCUGACUCCCAAUCUCAUGGUCUUUCUCUAAAUCUUAUGUCAUGCUGAUGAGAUUCAGAAGGCCCGUGGUUAUAAUUUAAUGAUGAGCAUAUUUCAGUAUUUUUGUUUGUUUCCUAGUAUUCCUUUUUGAGCUAAAGUUUUAGGGAAAACAAUUUGAUAUGCUUCGAUUUUGUAAAAAAGGAAAAACUAUAUAUAUAUAUAUAUAUAUAUAAGUAUACCUAUCUGUAUUAGAGAAAAACUGUUCUUAUUUAUUUCUGUAAGAUAUCAUUAAUUAAAUAAAUAUUUUAGUGGAAAU